Podarcis muralis (Common wall lizard) is the source of this 2915-nucleotide messenger RNA. The record is from RefSeq and is a predicted model, not a curated record. NCBI's taxonomy places the organism in Eukaryota, Metazoa, Chordata, Lepidosauria, Squamata, Lacertidae.
GCCGACCUUCUGAUUGGCAAGUCCUAGGCUCUGUGGUUUAACCCACAGCACCACCCACGUCCAUUCAUUUUGGUACCGUUGCUUUUUUAUGGAGCUUCUCUCAGCAGCAAGCUCCGUGGGGACGACCCGUCCAGAAUCCUCGUCCACCUGUGCUCUGCGCUGCUGAUGCUCAACCUCACCUUCCUGCUGGACUCCUGGCUGGCCUCUUUCCAGGUGCGCGGCCUCUGCAUCGCCGUGUCCGUGGCUCUCCACUACUUCCUGCUGGCUGCCUUCACCUGGAUGGGCCUGGAGGCCGUCCACAUGUACUAUGCGCUGGUCAGGGUCUUCAACACUUACGUCCCGCAUUACAUGCUCAAGGUUUCCCUGGCUGGCUGGGGAAUUCCUGCGGUCAUCGUUUCCACGGUUCUCAUUAUAAGCAGAGACUUCUAUGGGGUUUUAAGCGCCCCCCUAAGCAGCAGUCCACUCACACCUUUUUGCUGGAUCCGCGAUGACCUUGUGUUUUACAUCUCUGUGCUGGCCUAUUUCUGCUUGGUGUUCCUGAUGAACACCAUCAUGUUCAUCGCGGUCCUUCUGCAGAUUCACACCAUGAAAACGAAGAGUCCUGGCCGAGUCAGCAGCUGGAACCACAGCUUCCUCCACAGCUUGAAGCGGGUGGCCAGCUUAAUGGUCCUGCUCAGCUUAACGUGGGGUUUUGCCUUUUUCUCGCUGGGGUCCAUGCAGACAUUGUUCUCCUACCUCUUUGCCAUUUGCAACACCUUCCAAGGAUUCUUCAUUUUCGUGUUCCACUGUCUCAUGAAGGAGAACGUGAGGAAACAAUGCCGAGUGCAUUUCUGCUUGGGAAAGUUUCGGCUCAGCUGUUCUGAUUCACCCGUCCUUACUGUUGGGUUCUUGCUGCCUUUCCAGGUCUUGGGGCUGUUUGAGGAAGGAGCUGGGGAUUCCCUCGAGGGUGAGCAGAUCCUGCUGGAUUCCAGCCAGACACAGCUGGACAGUGAACUUGAGCAAGAGAACGACCCAGCAGAUGGGAGCGUCUGUGGUAACCUCGAGGGAUCCAGUGAAAACGAGGCUUCCGUGGGAAAUCCAAAGCAAACAGAGAUUGAUGGAGCCUUGCCCAGAAGAGAAAAAUGUGUUUCCCGGCACCACCCAAAACCAGGACAAACUUCCAAGAAAUGGCUCAGGACAAGGAGGAAGCAGGAAUGCAGCCCAGACAAAAGAUCAGGGGCCUCUUUCCUUGGAGGAGACGAUGUCAAGGACAUCCCAGCGAGGCCUGCGUCCGAGAAGGUGGAGCCCUGUGAGGAAGAGGGGGGCAAUUUUGGUGACGAUGCGGACUUCUUAAUCGAUGCUGAGGGCAAGCCCCACAAACGCUCAGAGUUUGAGACGUCCAGUCAGAGAGCUGAGUUUAUGAAGCAUCGCACGGGAGCCCAAGUGGCAAGUGAGAAGAUUUGCUGCUGUUUGAGCUGCGGGAAAAGCUUGCACUCCGAUUUAAGCCCAGCUGAGCAUGAGCAAAGUGACACACAGGAAGAAGAGGCUUGCAGAUGCUCAGACUGCGGGGAAAACCUCGACAGGGGCUUGGCACUUGUUAAGCGCGCAAUAAUCCACGCAGGAGAGAAGCGUUACGCGUGCUUAACCUGCGGGGAAAAGUUUAGCCUCUAUUCGAGCCUCAUGAAACACAAGCGCACCCACGCUGGAGAGGAGAUGUAUGCGCCCUUUGAGGCCGGGAAGCGAAUCUGCCGGAGCGACAGCCCUCCUUCCGUGACAGAGAAAACUCUGGGGGCAGAGAAGCCUUACACAUGCCCCACUUGUGGGAAGAGCUUCAGUAAGAGUUCCGGCCUCCGUUUCCACAAGAGAAUCCACACCGGCGAGCGGCCUUACGCGUGUGGGGAUUGCGGGAAGAGCUUCAGCCAGAGGUCCAACCUUAUCCUGCACCAGAGGACUCACACCGGGGUGAAGCCUUUCCGGUGUUCCGAGUGCGGGAAGAGCUUCCUGCGCAGCUCGGACCUGGUGAGGCACGAAAUCACCCACACGGGAGAGAAGCCGUACACGUGCGCCGAGUGUGGCAGGUCCUUUGGCCACAACUCAACGCUCAUUGCCCACGAGAGGACCCACACGGGCGAGAAGCCGUACAAGUGCUCCAUCUGCGGUAGAAGCUUCCGGCACCACUCGGGCCUUAUCAAACACGAGAGGACCCACACCGGGGAGAGGCCGUACGCCUGCCCAGCUUGCGGGAAAGGCUUCAGCCAGAGCUCAGGCCUCACGCUCCACAUGAGGACCCACACGGGAGAGAAGCCUUACCAGUGUUCGGCUUGCGGGAAGAGCUACAGCCAGAGGUCAAAGCUUACCAAGCACGAGAGAACUCACCUGACAGAAUAACUUUACAUUUUCUCAUUCAGGGGGUCUGGGUGUGAGGUGGGCAGAGGUUGGACCUCAAACCUCUGGUCUGUGGGGUGCUUGCGGGGGGAAACAUCAGUUACCUGUGAGGGCUGCCAAACAGUCGGCUCCGUUAGCAAACCUGAUUGUGGGGGCGUCCCCACAGCAGUGCCAUGUGGCACAUUUUGACCUGUGUCCACGCCAGGUGUCGCCAAACAACACCCACAGGAGACAGUGUGCCCUCCUGUGGCACCUAUGGAAAACUUCAAUAAAUCACCUCUCAAACAUCCACAAGUUGAAAGGGACCCUGCCCUCCCUGCUCAGUUCCUGCCUGCACUGUCUCAGCCCCUCCUACAUUGAAUACGCCUCUUUAUAGCUGCCCACAUUUCAUUAGGUGCCAGGGCUUCAGAGAGAUGUUCUGAAUGGGAGAGAAGAGCAACUACCUUCUCUAUAUAAGUGGUGGCAGAUGUAGGCGCCUGUUUUUUCUUGAGGGGGAAGGUGCAUGCCUGCAUCUUUUUGCGGCCCUGUCUCUUUUUCCUGCUCUUGUGGAU